AUGGCCGCUCUCGAGUCCUUCCCUCCCGGCCCAUCGUCCACCGGACCGACCUGGCCGGCGCAGAUGACGCGACGUCUCGGCGAGAGCUUAUUCCUGCUCAACAACCGCCGAAUAACCUCCGAGGAACACGCCUCCGAGGUGGCGCAGGUCCUCGACCGCAUCGUCAACUCCGAGUCGCACGGUGCCGUCUCCAAGAUCCUCGCCCUCGACACGCUACGCGACGCCGGGCUCAUAGGCGACGCGCAGCUGGCGGCGCAAAAAUCGACCGUCCUCGCGAGGCGCGCAGCCUCCGCCGCGAUGCGCGGAGCGUCCGCGGGCGCGCCGGAGACGGAGCGCGAGACGGACGAAGACGACGGGUCGGAAGAGACUGACCCAUGGGCGUUCAUGGCGCCCGAAGAGUCGCGCCUCGCGAGACGCGUCGAUCGCGCGCGAGCCGAGACGGAGGCGCAGCGAGCCCGGAUCGCGGAGAUGUACAGGCGCGAACGCGCGGACGCGAGGGGGGAAGGCGCGCGGCUCGGCGCGCAGCGACCAGACGGGGAGCGACCACCGCGGAUGUCCGACGAAGAUGACGCCGCCGAACCCGACGAUGACACAGCUGGCGACUACGAACCCGACGACCGCGACCGGCGGCUGGCGUCGGCGGCGGAAUCCGCGGCGCGAGCCGCCGCCGCCGCCGCGGACAUCGAGACGUUCGCGCGGGAGAUGGAGUCGAAGCAUCGCAUCGCAUUCGUCGGAGCGGGGGGAAUCGGUGGAACGGCGCCGGGGGAGGGCGACAAGGAGGGAGGAAUGUCGCUCGGGUUUGGUCCCUGGGACGACGCCUUCAGGUACGACGUCGCGUUCGCGUACAGGCCGAACGUACAGGCCGAGUCGGCACCCGGGGACGGGGAUGGGGACGGGGACGGGGACGGGACGCGUCGGGAGGGUUCGGGAGGGGACGAGCGGUCGGGUCUCUUCGAGGUCGACCGAGCGCUCGCGAGGGCGCGGCGGCCGUGGGUGAGGGAGGGGGGCGCGGACGACGAGGAGGAAGGGGAGGCGAGCGGUCGCGUCGUCGAUUCGCCGCCGAGCGCCGACUCGGACGUCGAAAGGGUCGACGAGGACGCGGCGGCGACGACGCCGGCGGAGGAUGAGAAAGAGGACGAGGAUGUUGGCCAGAGCCAAAGCCGACAAAAGUCAACCGCCGCGCUGCUCCGCGCAGCAUCGGCGAAGGAGAUGAAGACGAAGCCGAAGCGGGCGGGUUUCUUCGCCAGGAUGUUCGGCGGUGGUGGUAAAAAAGAAGGGGCGAAAGCCGAGGGCGCGGCGGUCGCGUCCGUCCCGGAGGAGACCGACCGGCGCGAGCCCGAGCCGCCGAGGCGAACGACUCAUUUCGAAGCCAAGGUGACGUUCGUCGGCGCGCCCCCCAAGGCUCCGUUGCGACUGGCGUUCGUCCUCGAGAGGCGCGUCGACGGGGCGGUUCGUGUCAUCGAGGCGACGCUUCCCGCCGGUGCGCUCGUGACGCGCGGGGAGACGAGUCACCGGCUGGUCACGGCUGGCGGCGCGGGCGAGGGGACACAGCUGGCGCGGUACGACGCCGUUCGGGUCAUCGUGAGCUUUGACGCGAGCGGGUCGGCGUCGUCAAAGGCCAAGCCGGCGUCGGCGCACGUCGACUCCGUCUCGCUCGCCGCGUUCGUGGUGGAAGGGGACGCUGGUACACGAAGUGGGGCGAACACUAAACCGGCUCUCGAUGCGGCUCAGAAGACACAGCUGGCGACGUUCGCGGUCAACGGCAAGGUUCGCCGGGGUAAGGGCGUAGAUCCGGGUCUCGGGGAGGUGAGGGUGGCGGCGGCGGCGACUCGCGAGGAGAGCGCCGAGGAGUGGGCGGAGCGAAGGACCAAGCCCAAAUCGGAGGACGAAGUCCCGAGGCGGUACUGGUACAGCAAAUCCAGGAAGACGUCGACGUUCAAGGAACCCGCCAAGUACCACCCGGUCGAGACGGAAGGGACGUGGGCGCGAAUCAACUCCCCGGCGUAG
Molecule: messenger RNA, 2007 nt
Organism: Micromonas commoda
Lineage: Eukaryota; Viridiplantae; Chlorophyta; Mamiellophyceae; Mamiellales; Mamiellaceae
Exons: 1
Coding region: 1-2007 (668 amino acids)
Source: RefSeq, a predicted model, not a curated record